This is a messenger RNA of Daphnia magna, 733 nucleotides long. RefSeq names its product larval cuticle protein 65Ag1. The coding region runs from base 152 to 565 and encodes 137 amino acids. The record is from RefSeq and is a predicted model, not a curated record. Gene Ontology annotation, cellular component: extracellular matrix. The transcript is spliced from 3 exons. Lineage: Eukaryota; Metazoa; Arthropoda; Branchiopoda; Diplostraca; Daphniidae.
UCCCUUUCACCCAAAACGUAUACCCAUAUGUGAGGGAAACACCUCCCACAAAAUUAGAUUCCCUGUCACUUUGGGUAUAAAAACAAGGACGGCUAUUGUUACAGGUAUCAGUUCAGCAACUGUUUCAGCACAACUCCCACCUUCAUUCAACAUGAACAAGUUCAUCAUCCUCGUUGCUCUCUUCGCUGUCGCUGCAGCCGAUUCUUACAAGGCCGCCGAAUACGCCCCCAAAUACGAGACUCCCAAAUACGAGGAAGUCACUUACGCCCCUCAGCCCUACAGCUUCGGCUAUGACGUCCAGGAUAAGGAAUCCUACAACGAUUUCGAUCACGCUGAGAAAUCGGAUUCCUACGGAGUCACUGGAUCUUACCGUGUUGCCCUGCCCGAUGGCCGCACCCAAAUCGUGACCUACAAGGCUGAUAAGGACGGAUACACCGCCGAUGUUAAAUUCGAAGGAGAGGCCAAAUACCCCGAAUACAAAGAGGCCGAGUACAAACCCGCUGCCUACCCCGCUCCAGCUUACAAGGCUCCCGAAUACAAAGCCCCAGCCUACCCCAAAUACUAAGAUCCAGCCCUUCUACCGUUUCGUCUUUUAGCCUAAUUUAUUGACCUUUGAAAAGAGAAAAAAAAAAGUAUAUGAGUGUUAAUUCAUAGGAGUUUAAGUGGCAAUACCAUCUUGGUCACAGACAACAUCUUUGGCUCUGCAGAAUGUAAAUACAACUCUUGACACAAA